Messenger RNA from Phlebotomus argentipes, 2139 nucleotides. RefSeq lists its product as uncharacterized. Lineage: Eukaryota; Metazoa; Arthropoda; Insecta; Diptera; Psychodidae. Gene Ontology annotation, molecular function: protein dimerization activity. The record is from RefSeq and is a predicted model, not a curated record. The transcript is spliced from 5 exons. Bases 143 to 2080 code for a protein of 645 amino acids.
AUCGGGAAUGUUUUGAAGUCUCAUCCCACUGAGUUUUGCCUACUUCGCAGCGCAUUGGCUGGGCGAAAUGUCAGUUUUCGGGGAAGUGCUGAGGUUUCCAGUGUGAGGAUGUUUGUUUUGGUGAGAAAGUGACUCCCUGACGAUGGUCGGACGCAAGAAGAAUGACGAAUUCGACAGAUUGAACUACCAGCUGCAGAGAUUCGACAAGAAAGUCAAGGCGUGGUGUCCCAUUUGUCAGAAAUUGCUGGCCAACACCUCGGCAAAGCGACUCCGGAGUCAUCGCAAUAAAUGCAAGUUGGGCGGUGAGGAGCAGAACUCCCCCGGGAAUAUCGAGGAGGAUGAUGUGGAGCAGAAGGUUUUCUCCAAAACACCAAAAUUCCAAGUGAUCAAUCUGCCCGCCUUCACGAAUGCGACCCAGAGUGACGCUGACAUUGUGGAAGACGACAACAGGGCAGACGAUACUGUGUCCGGAUCCAGGAAGCGUCACAUGCCGCCCGCCCGCAAGGCGUCGUCGUCAGACAGCUCUAGCAGCUCCUCUAGUGACUCAGACGCCUCACCGCAACGCCUGAGCAGUCUGCUGUCGCCCAAGCAACUCCGCAAAAUGUCCAAGAAGGUGAAGAAAAAGAAGCGGAGGCGCUCUGACCUCACUGGCAUCGAAGUGACUGAGAUUACGCGCUCCCUGGCCGACUUCAUCUUCGAGUGCAAUCUGUCGUUCAACGUGGUGGAGUCGGAGGCCUUCAGGACGUUCGUGCGCGCUCUGGAGCCGGGCUAUGAGAAGAAGAUCCCCACCAGGCGCGCCCUGUCGUCCACACUGCUGGACGACGCGUACAACAGAUGCAUCGAAAGGAGCGCCUGCAGCUCGGAGAGUAUUCUCUUCGUCUACAGCUGCAGGAACUUCCUCACCAAGGCCAAGAGCAUAAUGUGCACGCUGAGCAGCGUCGAAGGGAGCAGCGCUUUCGUGGACACGCAGGACUUUAAGGAGGACACGGAGACCGGCGACAAGCUGAUGGAGAUCGUGUGCGAGGCCACAGUGAAGGCCAACAGUCUGUACGGCACGAACAUCUACUGCCUGAUGACGGACAACAGCCGUGAGAUGGGCCAACUGGGCGAGGCCGUGAAUGUGUGGCACUGCGUCUGCUCCAGCCACGUGGCCAACCAGCUGGCGGACGCGCUGCUGCAGGCGGACUUCACGGAGAAGGUGGUAGAGAUCGUGCGGGAGUUCAAGACGCCGCAGCUGGAGAAGCGCAUUAUCGCGAACGGUGGCCGGCGGCUGGAGUUGCCUCGUGAGGGACGCUGCGGCUCCACGAGGCUCACGUACGAGUGCCUGCGCGACGAUCUGGCGCACAUGAAGAUGAUCGCGGCCGAGGCGACGUGGCAGCCGGCGCGCGGCCGCCACAGCAAUUGGCAGCGCGCCACGGCGCUGCUCUUCGACGAGGCGUUCGUGCAGGAGUUGGAGGCCAAUGUAGCCGUGCUGGAGGCGAUUGGCGAGGCGCUGGCGGUGGUGCAGAAGCGGCAGAGCUCGAUCGCGGACUCGGUGGACGCGUGGCUGUCGCUGGGUGAGAAGUUUCCUGCCCAGUCGCCACACAUGGCGGCAAUUUUCAACCACCAUCGCGAUGUGGUGUUCAACAAAUACGCCUUGGCGGCAUUUGUGCUGCAUCCGUUCCACGAUCGCGAGCGAUUGCCGCAGCAAUAUGCGUCCAUGGCGCAUCACUUCAUGCUGGAGGAACUGAACGCCGACGGACUGCAGCAGCUGUACGACUUCCAGCACCACAGAGGACUCUUCCGCGUGCUGUACAGCAAGGGUCUGAAGCAGACGGACGCGCUGCUAUUCUGGAAUCUCGCUCGCAUGGACUAUCCGGUGCUGGCCAACAUGGCGACGCGCCUGCUGCGUAUCCCCGCGUCGGCGGCCAAGAUCGUCACUGCCUUCGGCCAGAGCGGCGACAGCCAGCGCAUCCCCGUCCGCAACCGCCUGACGCCCGACAAGACGCGCAAGCUUAUGCACAUCCUGUACGCGGCGAAGCUGAACAAGGGCCGCGCCAAGGAAGACGACGAGGACGCAGACGAGGAGGACGACGCGUAGUGCAGCCCCUAAUGUUGUAUUUCCUUCACUUGUGGAUAAAAUAAAUCUGUCUUUUGAUC